CUGUUUACAAGUGGCGUCCCGCCAAUAUUCGUGAUUGGCGCGUGAUUCUGGAGCGCAGGUAACAACGAGCGGCGAUUGGCCGCGCGGGUCGCGUCGGUCGCGAGGACGGUGAGUCGGCGCAUGCGCCUCGCGCGGCGAUUGGCCCGGCGUUUUCAGUCAUUCUCAGUCAGUCGCUGGUCUGGUGCGGUGGAAUGUGGUCGCGUCCACAUUUUGUGCUCGCGAGCGCCGCGCGUCUCUCAUUCAUCCAUCCGUGUGGUGGUGCGUGACUCGCUGUGUGCGGCGGCGGCGGAGAAGCUUCAUCGACUGGAUCGUUCGGUCUGGUCCACGCGCGCGGGGUUCGAGAUCCGGGAUAUUCGGUGCGUCCUACGGGUCGUUUACGAGUGGUGUCCGUGUCGUUUCACGGAGCGGCAGGCGAGAGACGUGAGAUGCGGCGCCGUACGGCGGCGGACACGGCGCCGACGCGACACGACGCACGCACCGCGAUAUAAUUCCGGCUGCGGGAUUAAACGCGUUAUGGACAUCUCGUCCCAACUCGGCCCAACGACGUGCACAAAGGACGGAUGGAAAGCGGCGGUGGUAGUGAGUGAGUGAGAGUGCAACAGCGUUAUUGAGUGCGGGAGCAAGAUGGCGGAAUCGAGCUAUUAUCAGGGCGAUUACAUCAGGUACCCGGCUCUUCACGAACUGUCGAGCAAGUAUGGAGUGGCUGGCAGUGACCAGGUGCCCUUGCCGGCUCGUCUCGACGAGCUGCGGGAGCACAUUCGCCGAGAAAUACGCAAGGAGCUGAAGAUAAAGGCCGGCGCGGAGAAGCUUAGGGAGGUCGCGACCGAUCGCAAGUCGCUUUCGGACGUCGCGACGAUCGUGAAGAAGUCAAACAGCAAGCUGAACGAGCUUCAGGCGGAGCUCCAGCAGCUCGAGAGUCAAAUUAUCCUGACGCAGGGCCAGCCUCCAUCGCCGCAGCAGAAUCACUCCAACGGUCAAGACACGCCUCUAUCACCGAUGGGGCCUUCGUCGCCGAGUCAGGAAGGUCUAUUCACGGAUCUUCGGCUUCUGUCCUUGGAGAAGCAACUCAAUAUCGAACUGAAGGUCAAGCAGGGUGCUGAAAACAUGAUACAAAGUUUAACGAGUGGCCAUCGCGACAAAAAAUUGCUACAGGAGGCUCAACAAAUGCUAGAUGAUUCCCGCGCCAAAAUCGAGUUCCUACGUAUGCGGAUUAUGAAGGUGCGCCAGGCACGGCAACAGCAACAGCGAGGCGAUGCGCCGCCACCGAAUGGCGAAACAGCUAGCAACAAAGACAGGUACGAGCCCAGCUUGGAGCUCGCGUUGGAGGAAAGGGUGGAGGAGCUGCGGCAUCGAUUACGAAUAGAGGCAGCUGUCGUGGAAGGUGCCAAGAACGUGAUACGUCUUCUGCAAAGUGCCAAAGUCGCUGAUAAGAAGGCUUUAACUGAGGCUCAAGCAAGCCUCUUGGAAUCCAGUAAAAAAUUGGACUUACUCAGAUUAUCCCUCGAGCUCAGAAGACAAGAGCUACCUCCCGACAGUGGUACCGCAGCUCAGUUAAAAAGAGAAUUAGCUAGCGUGCAGUCAGCUAGUCCAGUUCCUGUUACAUAUACAUCAUUGCAACCAUUUCGCGGUCCUUUGGAGGGUAAAGCCACUGUACCAACUUCAGUAUCGAGAUGUGCAGCUGUUACAGGACAAUUAGAGGUAAGAUUAAUGGGAUGUCAAGAUUUAGCAGAAGAAGUGCCUGGGCGUACGAGAAGGGAACACCCUGCUAGUCCUGAUUUACGUAGCUUCGUUAAAGGUGUCACAGGGCGCAGCUCAAGCAAAUCAUAUAGCGUGAAAGACGAAACGAGUAAUGAUAUCAUGGCAGUUAUAAAAUUGGAUAACCAAACCGUAGGGCAAACUAGUUGGCGUCCAUGUUCCCAACAAGCUUGGGACCAAAGGUUUUCUAUUGAGCUUGAUAAAUCAAGAGAACUUGAAAUAGGCAUUUAUUGGAAAGAUUGGAGAUCUCUUUGUGCACUCAAGUUUUUACGUUUAGAAGAAUUCAUUGACGACGUUCGACAUGGCAUGGCUCUACAAUUGGAACCGCAAGGCCUCUUGUUUGCAGAAAUAAAAUUCCUUAAUCCAAUGAUAUCGCGAAAGCCUAAAUUGCAACGUCAACGCAAGAUCUUUAAGCAGCAAGUGAAAAAUUUCCCAAGAGCAAAUCAAAUGAACAUAAAUGUUGCGACUUGGGGUAGAUUGCUUAAGCGUUCGGCGCCUUCAUUGCACAAUUCCAGAAACUCAGAGAGUCCGCCGUCAGGUGUACAACCGGUGCAACUUGUGUUUGAUACCUCAGUAGAAGAUAAGCCUGAAACUCCCGGUGAAGUGCCCGAUCCGGAAAAAGGUGGAUUGGGUGGUGCACGUCCUUUAGGUAUGUCAACAUCGAGUAGUAGUCCAACUCUGCCACGUCCUCCAGAGCAUCCUCCUCCUCCGCCACCAACUGUGACAAAGAAACCUUCUACGCCUGCACCUCCACCACCUUCCAAAUUGGAUCAAGAAUUACAGAGCGCAUUAAGGGAGUUUGAUUUUCUGCAUAAGGAGGAAAAGGGCGGGCCUCAGGGUGCAAAUUUGAGACCUCUUGUGACAGAGCCCCGCCCUGUGCUGAUUGCACCACCCUCUCCACGCACACCCUCGCCCCAACCUGUCGUCGAGUUUCCUGAGGAUGAGGUUGUAUACGAAAUGCCAAUUAGACCUCUCCAAUAUAGAGAUAGUGCCUAUGAGUCAAGAAGGCAUUCUCAGCUCACUGGUAUGACUCUGGAGAAUUUUAGACUGCUGUCCGUACUCGGCCGUGGACAUUUCGGCAAAGUAAUACUGUCGCAAUAUAGGAAUACAGGAGAGUACUUCGCAAUUAAGGCUUUAAAGAAGGGAGAUAUUAUAGCUCGAGAUGAAGUGGAGUCACUGCUUUCUGAAAAGAGAAUAUUUGAAGUAGCGAACACGACGCGUCAUCCUUUCCUCGUUAAUUUAUUUGCGUGCUUUCAAACUGAGGCACAUGUAUGUUUUGUAAUGGAAUAUGCAGCUGGCGGUGAUCUUAUGAUGCAUAUACAUGCUGAUGUUUUCGGGGAGCCACGCGCUGUAUUCUAUUCCGCUUGUGUGGUACUCGGAUUACAAUAUUUGCAUGAAAAUCGUAUUAUUUACAGAGAUUUAAAAUUAGAUAAUCUGCUAUUAGAUACGGAAGGUUAUGUAAAAAUCGCAGAUUUUGGUUUAUGUAAAGAAGGUAUGGGAUUUGGAGACAGAACAGGUACUUUCUGCGGUACUCCUGAAUUCUUAGCGCCCGAAGUGCUGACAGAGACUUCUUAUACACGAGCUGUAGAUUGGUGGGGACUUGGAGUCUUAAUAUUUGAAAUGCUGGUUGGAGAGUCCCCUUUCCCGGGUGAUGACGAAGAAGAAGUGUUUGAUUCCAUUGUAAACGACGAAGUACGAUAUCCAAGAUUCCUUUCUUUGGAAGCAAUUGCAAUCAUGAGAAGAUUACUUAGGAAGAAUCCAGACAGGAGACUAGGUAGUAGCGAAAGAGACGCUGAAGAUGUUAAGAAACAAGCAUUUUUCAGACACAUAGCUUGGGAUGAUUUACUCCUAAGACGCGUAAAACCACCUUUCGUACCAGUAAUCCAUUCGGUGGAAGAUGUAAGUAAUUUCGAUGAAGAAUUCACAUCAGAGAAGCCACAACUAACUCCUCCAAAAGAUCCUCGACCUCUCAGCGACCUAGAACAGAGUUUGUUCAAGGAUUUUACUUAUAUGGCUGAUUGGUGCUAGCUAUAACAAUUGAUAUCUUUCAAUGGAAAAAUAUCAGCAUAAUUGAAGAAAAAGGUGUUUCAUAAUAUGGAAUUUGCGCAACUCUGGUGGUAUUUACAUGCGCGUUCGUUUAUUUGAGCAAUAUAUAUCACAUGUCAUUAUACAUCAUGUAUAGAUUUUUUAUUUUGGAUACUAUUAUGAUCACUGUAGGCACAUUUAUGAGAGAAAUUUUUCAACCAAAGUUGUGGAGUGUACGUAUAUGAACUCCACAGAUCGAGAGUUAUUUGUUAGUAAGAUCAAUAUCUCGUCUAACUUUUCGAGUAUAACCAGAUGAGCUGGAAUUGUUGGUAGUCGUUGGAUAAUCAUUUAUAUAAUCAAUUUUCCCUCAAACAUCUUGAAAUUAAUCUAAGAGUGUGUCUUUGAUUAAUUUAUCUUAAUUGACGAGAGACAUUUUAAAUAUCUUCGAUUUGGACAAUUGAUAUAACAAGAAUAAAAUUUAUAUUUAUCUCUAUUUAGAUAUUCUAGAAAAACAUCUAGAAUUAUGCUAUUUUUGAAUGUUGAUUUUUUCGUUUUGUCAUGACGACUACUAAGAAGACCACAAACUUAAAACAUUUUUGAAUUUGAUAUCAUGUUCUCAACUUGUAAUGCGAACGAAUUUAAUCCUGGUGCUCGAUUGCUCACUGUCUGGCGAACGGCUUUGCUAAGAACCCCAAGGUAUCUUUUCAUAUAGGUUGUAAGUCUCUAUAUUAAACGAUCUGUAGUAUACAUCAUCAAUAAACUCGGUUAGCUGGGAGAGCUAAAAAAGUUGGAAACAGAUGCUCUCUUGUCCAUGAAUUAUCCCCAGCACUUUUAGUUGCAUGUACAGAAUUUAGGAAAUAAUAUAAAAUAUUUUCCAGCAAUAAAAGGUUUUUCUCUUUCUUUUUUUAUUAUUGCCUGAGUUUGAGGUUCAAAGGUAAUCUUAAACCAAAGCGUGACAGUGGAAUAAUUAAUUAUAAAACUCAGGAAACGUAGCUUAACAACAUCGGAUAAAAAAUUCACUAAAUCCAUUCACUUCAAUCUUACCGAUGAUAUAAAUGUUCAGAUACAAUAAACAUUCCAGUUACAAUACUAAAUCCUGGAUCGUUGUUUUGAAGAACCAUCUGAUAAAUGUAGCUUAAUUUGUUCAUCAUUAAAAACCUGUCUUCUGGUUCUCCAGUUGACCUUUUCGAUUUAGUUUUGGCAGUUGUUCUUCAGACAUUACAAUUGCAUCAGGAUUUUUAUAAUUUUCUCAAAAAUGCUUUCUUCUGUUUGACUUUUGUAAUAAAUCGGAAUAGUUUGAAAACAUAAGAUGCUAUGAAUUGUAUGGUAUUAGUUAUUUAUAGGGGAACAAUGAAAAAUAUAUAGUAAAGUUUUCAGAGAAUAAUAUUCACCAAAAUUCAUAUACAUUCGUUUAGAAAUUUCUUUUAUCAAAUCUCAAGUUUUCCAUUAAUGUAUGAAAUGUAUAUUUUUAGCACAUAGUAUAUAGAUAUACAUGAAGUUACAAUCUUUGGUUUGAUAUAAAAUCAUAUUGUAAAUGAAGUCAUGAUCAACAUAUUUCUAAAAGUUCUGAUCAAUUUCUGUCAAGCGAAGGAGAAAGCGAUGAAAUCUAUUGAUCUUUGGUCAAAGAAUUUUUUUCGCAUAUAAAUGAGAAUACUUUUAGAUUACAUUUUUUUGCAGAAGUGAUCUCCAAACACUGUCCUGUUGCUAGUAUUAUGGAUGUUUCUCCUUUUGCGUGAAGAUAUAUUAUUUUUAACGUUAUCUCUAUACUGCUAUUUGUACAGUAACACAUGCAAUUACUCAAAGAUUUUAUAUAUCCUUAUAGAACUUAAAGGAUAAUAAUAAAAACAAUAUUAACAUUCAUUAAGGAAGCAUAAAAUAAAUCAAAAUAUAGCUAUACUUGCUCAUGCUCAUGUGAUAAAGAAUUGAAAUUGAAAUGGCGCUAUGUAUGUGCAACAAUAAUGACCAUACUAACAUUAACAUUCAGCGCUUUAAUUAAACUAUUCAUAUAUCGUCUGUUAUAGUAAUUGGAAAUUUAAUCCAUUUAUAUAUAGCUAAUUUUGCAAGAUUAUGGUGACGUUUGACCAUAUGAGCCUUAUGACAUCGUGUGAAGCAGCACAUUAAUAUCAUAUAUCAAAGUCCUUUAAAUUCGUUUAAUGUGUAUUGCAAUUAUUUGCUAUAUUUCAUCAUUUAACUAUGUACAUUCAUAUUCUAGUUUGUAAGAUACUUUUACUAGUUCAUGUGCUUCUCAUAUCAUGUAUAUAUAAAUAUAUAACCAAAUGUGUCGAGAGAAUAAUAAUGAAUGAUAUUUUUCUGUUUAAUAGCUGUUGGUGUAAUGUUGUACGCGCAAUCAAUUUUAAUUAGCUAUUAUAAGAUGUUUCACCAUGAACAUACUUGAACAUCUUUUAAGAUUUGGUUUUAAUCUUACAGAGCAUGAUCUGAAAGCUGCGUAAUAUUGGAGUUAGCUGUUAAUAUUGGAGUUAGAUUUUACUUUACUUGAAAAGCUUUUAAAUUAAUUUUUUUUAAUUAUUGCGGAGCUCUUUACUGAUACUAUUCUCUACCUAUUGUAAUCUUAGUAUUUAAUAAUUAAUCCUUUAGAGGAUUUGGUUCUAGAACUUCCACACAUACGCAAUCUAAAUGUAACUCAUGGUACACUUGACUCAUUUCAAAAGGUGCCUAUGAUAAUCGAACAACUUUUGAUAUGUAAUACGCAGUAGAACUAUAAAAUUUUCUGGCUAUUAGUAAGAAACGUAAUAACCCGAUAUUGUAUAUAAUCUUUUUGACCUCUCAUU
Molecule: messenger RNA, 6569 nt
Organism: Solenopsis invicta (red fire ant)
Lineage: Eukaryota; Metazoa; Arthropoda; Insecta; Hymenoptera; Formicidae
Gene: Pkn
Product: serine/threonine-protein kinase N
Exons: 18
Coding region: 625-3783 (1052 amino acids)
Biological process (GO): protein phosphorylation; signal transduction
Molecular function (GO): ATP binding; protein serine/threonine kinase activity; small GTPase binding
Source: RefSeq, a predicted model, not a curated record